Trifolium pratense (red clover) is the source of this 6294-nucleotide messenger RNA. RefSeq lists its product as uncharacterized. The record is from RefSeq and is a predicted model, not a curated record. Lineage: Eukaryota; Viridiplantae; Streptophyta; Magnoliopsida; Fabales; Fabaceae. Bases 522 to 6173 code for a protein of 1883 amino acids. Gene Ontology annotation, molecular function: ADP binding. The transcript has 13 exons.
AGAGAGAGUAUUGAAAAUAGAAUGUUCAUAACACUCCACUUAAAAAAUGAUAUAAAGGAAAUAAAGAUAAUAUUAACUUUACCAUAUUACUCAUUUUAAGUAUUAGUCUAUUUAUCUUUAUCAUAUAUCCAAUAAUUGAAGCUUUAAAUCAUUGCUAGCUAGCUGUAAAGUUUCUCAAUAAUUAAAGCUUUAAAUCAUUGCAAUAAACCAAGAAAGAAAAAGAAGAAUAGCUGAUAGAACUUGAAUUCCAGUGAACACUACUUUAUUCUCUUGAUACUAACUACUGCAGAUUGAAGAAAUUAAGGGGAACAUUGUUUGCUGCAGAACUUGGUUUGCAGUGACCACUUACUUAUUCUCUUGAUGCUAGUUACUGCAGAUUGAAGAAAAGGGAACAUUGCUCAAAAGAUUUGAGCUAGUAUGCGUUGAAAGUGCAGAAAAUCAGAUUGGAGAAAAGAAGAAGAUUGUCACAAGACUUGAGCAUGCGCUGAAAGUGGUUAUUUGUAAAUCUGUUGGAAAACAAGAUGGCGGGUUGCUUGACUGAUUUGGCGAAGACAUAUGUGGAAAAAUUGAUAAAUGGGGCAAUAGCAGAGACACGUCCUGUAUUUUGCUUCACAUGCAUUGCUAAUGAGUUCGAAGAAGAAAAGGUUAGGUUGGAAGCAGAAAGAAUAACUUUGGAGCAACGUGCUAAAGUGGCAGCAGGAAGAGAUAAAGAUAUUCAAGCUAAUGUUUGUUUUUGGGAAAAGGAAGUCGAUAAGAUCAUUCAAGAGGACAUCAAAACAAAAAAAACAUGUUUUUUUGGAUUAUGUCCUGAUUGCAUAUGGCGAUAUAAAAGGGGAAAGGAGUUGGCAAAUAAGAUGGAGGAGAUUAAACGAUUAACAGAAAAGGGAGAGAAACUGGAAAACAUUGAACUCCCUCGCCGUCUUCCAGAUGUUGAACGUUAUUCAUCUGAGUAUUACAUUGCUUUUAAAAGCAGAGAGUCAAAAUACAAAGAACUUCUGGAUGCACUAAAAGAUGACAACAACUAUAUAAUCGGAUUGCAAGGGAUGGGAGGCACUGGAAAAACUACAUUGGCCAAAGAAGUGGGUAAAGAGCUAAAGCAAUCUGAACAAUUCUCUCAUGUCAUUGACACAACUGUGUCGUUUAAUCCUGAUAUAAAAAAAAUUCAAGAUGAUAUUGCUGGACCUUUAGGACUGAAAUGGGAGGACUGUAAUGACUCAGACCGACCCAAAAAACUGUGGAGCAGAUUAAUAAAUGGUGAGAAAAUUCUUCUAAUAAUGGAUGAUGUGUGGGAUCGAGAUAUACCUCUUGAUUUUGAUCAAAUAGGAAUUCCAAAACGAGACAAUCACAAAGGUUGCAGAAUUCUUAUAACCACACGCAGUAAACGAAUAUUCAACAAAAUGGAUUGUGAUAAGAACAUUGAGUUGGAGCUCUUAUCUGAAGAAGAAUCAUGGACCAUGUUCAAAAGGUAUGCUGGAAUAAGUGACAGUUCUUCAAAAAAUUUGAUCAGUAAGGGACGCAAAAUUGCUAACGAAUGCAAACGAUUACCGGUUGCAAUUGCAGUUAUCGCCAGCAGUUUAAAGGGCCAACAACUUCGCAAGCAUGAAUGGGAUGUGACCUUAAAAUCCUUGAAGAAGCAUGUGUCCAUGCAUGGUGUUGAUGAUUAUUUGGUGGGAAUUUAUAAAUGUUUGAAGAUUAGCUAUGAUUAUAUGAAGGAUGAAAAAGCCAAGGGGUUGUUUCUCUUAUCUUCUGUAUUCCCAGAAGAUAAAGAAAUCUCUAUUGGAGUUCUAACUAGACUUGGCAUUGGAACAGGCCUUCUUGGAGAAGAUUAUGGAAGCUACGAUGAUGCUCGAAACCAAGUAGUUGUAGCCAAAAAUAAACUCAUAGAUUCUUGUUUGUUGGUGGAGGUCGGUGAAAGACUUGUAAAAAUGCAUGAUUUGGUUCGUGAUGCAGCUCAAUGGAUAGCAAACAAAGAGAUUCGAGGUGUAAAUUUGUCUAACAAAGAUCAAAAAUCAUCGGUUGAAAGGGAAAAGAAUAUUAAAUAUUUGUUUUGUGAAGGGAAGGACAUGGAUUUUUUUUCCUGUAAGUAUGAUGGUUCCAAACUGGAGACUCUCAUUGUCAACAUGGAUAGAGAUGAAGACCACAAAUGUACGGAAGUCCCAAUUUCUUUCUUUGAAAAUAUUGUUAAGCUUCGAGUUUUAUACUUUUCAGCUAAUGGCAAACAACCUCUAUCAUUGCCACAUUCAAUACAGUCAUUGGCGAAUAUUCGAUCUAUGUUGAUUGAACAAGUGGAUUUAGGUGACAUCUCUGUUUUGGGAAACCUGCAAAGUCUUGAGACUCUUGACUUGAUUAAAUGCACAAUCAUUGAAUUGCCACACAAAAUUACAAAAUUGGGGAAAUUUAAAUUGUUAACCUUGGCAGGAUGUGAAAUUAGAAGGAAUAAUCCAUUUGAGGUUAUUGAAAGAUGCUCAGCACUUGAAGAAUUGUAUUUUCUUGACAGUUUCAACAGUUUUUGUCUAGAAAUAACCUUACCUGAGUUGCAAAUUUAUCGUGUUUGUAAAGAGUGGCAUGUGAUGAAUUAUUCAUUAUCAAAAUAUGUGUCUUUUUGUUCAGGUGAUGAUGCAUAUUUUUUUUCAAAAGAAACAUUCAAGUAUUGCAUGCAAACAGCAGAGGUUCUUCAACUAGAUGGAAUUAAGGAGGGAUGGAAAAAUCUGAUGCCUGAGAUCGUUCCUAUAGAUCUAGGUAUGAAUGAUCUUGUUGAGCUUCGUUUGCGUUGUAUUUCACAGUUACAGUGUCUCAUUGACACUAUUGGUUCUCAAGUACCAAAAGUAUUGUUGAAGUUGGUUGUACUAGAACUGAAUAGAAUGGAAAAUUUGAAAGAACUAUUCAAUGGUUCCCUUUCUUUCGACUCUUUGAAGAAUUUAGAGAAGCUAUUGAUAAAGGAUUGUCAAAAUUUUCAAAGUUUGUUCAAUUGCAAGCUAAAUCUCUGCAAUCUAAAGACUGUGACACUCCAGAAAUGUCCAAUGUUGGUUUCCUUAUUUCCACUGUCAACUUUUCGGAACCUGGUGCUGCUAGAGAAAUUGCAUAUAGUUGAUUGUGAAGGACUGAAAAACAUAAUAAAAGAUGAAAGAAGAGAGGAGGAAUCAAUAGAAGAAAUAAAUGAAAGUGAUAAUGAUAACAAGAGUUAUGGCUCAAUGUUUCCAAAAUUAAAAGUUCUUCAUAUUGAGGGAUGUCACCGAUUAGAAUCAGUACUUCCCAUCCUCUCUUGUCAAGACCUUCAGGUACUAGAAAGUAUUAGAAUAAUAAGAUGUGAUGAGCUGAAAUACAUAUUUGGAAAAUACCAACAUGUUCAACUCGGUUCACUAAAACAAAUACAGCUUUGUCAAUUACCAAAUUUCAAGGAUAUUUUUCCAAAAUAUUCUCAUUCCAUCUCUUCGCUCUUGAACGAGCCAUCUUCCACUUCUAGAGAUGGUUUCAAGGCACAAAUACAAUUGGAACCUAUCAAAUGCAAUAUAUUUUCUUGGAGUUGUGUAUGUUGUCAUGGUCAUGCGACUAAAUAUCGACACAAACUUGGAAGUGUGUCAACUACUAGAAUCCCAUUGGCUUAUGAGGAUCAACUGCAGGACAACUCAACAACAUCAGUAUCGCAUUCACGGUGUCUUCAAAUAUGGGAACGUGUUCAAUGUCUUCCAGUACAACCGCAUAUCAUGUGCAAUAUUAAAGAGAUUACAUUGUCUCAUUUUUUGAAGAUAAAAUCAGUGUUUACGCUGUCUAUUGCUCCAAGAAUGUUGGUGGAAACUUUGAGUAUUAGGAACUGUCAUGAAUUGAAGCACAUAUUAGUAGACAUUGGAGAUCAUGACAGUGGUGGAAAUAAUUGGGGCGAUGUCUUCCCAAAAUUGAAAAGUGUCUAUGUUGAAGAUUGCAUGCAGUUGGAAUACAUAGUUGGACAAUACAGUGAAAACCAUCAAAACCACACUGAGAUUCACCUUCAUCUUCCGGCAUUGCAAUGUCUCAAUCUUUGCAAUCUGCCAAGUUUAGUCGCCAUGUGUCCCAAACAAUAUUGCACAACAUUUCCACCUUUGAAAGAACUUGAACUCAAAAAAUGCUACCAGAUUGCUAUCAAAUCUAUUGGUGAAUUCAUUAUUCAUUCAAUUUCAGAAUCCCUGGACAAUAUAAACAUGAAGGAAUUGACUGGGAGCGUGGAGCAUUUUAGUGCUUUGGAAAGUCUCAUGGUAUAUAACUCAAAAGCAGAAAAUAUAUUUUGUCUCAAUGAAAUAGAUGGACAACAAAUAAACUUAAGGUUGCAAAGAAUUGGGUUAUAUGAUCUGCAUGAUAUGAUGUUUCUUUUUGUUGGUCCCAAAGAUUCAUUUGCACUAAAAAACCUUACAAGCAUAAAAAUCGUGCGAUGUGAAAAAUUGGAAAUUGUCUUCUCCACUUCCAUUUUAAGAUGCCUAUCACAAUUGCUUUAUCUAAGAAUAGAAGAAUGCAAAGAGUUGAAAUAUAUCAUUGAAGAUGACAUGCAGAAUCAAAACUUGUUAAAUUCCUUGUCCUCAAAGACAUGCCUCCCAAAGCUAAAAACACUUGCUGUAGUGAAGUGUUACAAAUUGAAAUGUGUCUUUCCGGUCUCCAUAUGUAAAGAGCUUCCCGAGUUAAAGGCUCUGGUGAUAACAGAAGCAGAUGAGCUCGAGGAAAUAUUCAAAAGUGAAUGUGACCAGAAAGUCCAAAUUCCAAAUCUAAAUAUUGUAGUAUUUGACAAACUACCAAGCCUCUUCCAAACCGAAGGAAUUCAAUUUGAGGCGGCAAAAAAUCGUUUUGUUCAAAAUUGUCAAAACCUUUCUUUGACUUCAACAUUAACUCCUUCUGUCAUCUUUGACAUUCAAUAUCGCCUAGGCACAGAUUUUGAAACAAUGAAAAAUCUUUUGAAUCCAUUUCAACAAUUACAACAAGAGUCCAAAGAUCACGAUCCUGGUGAUGAAAAUCUAAGUGCAGAAACCAAUAAAGAUAAUUCUGUUGGGAUUGAAGUUGAAACAGCAUUAGGACACGAGUUGACUUCUUCACAGAUACAAAUGAAACAAAUACCGGAGGCACAACAUGAAAUUGUUGAAAAUGAUCCUGAUGUAGAGAUACCAUCAGUAGCACUAUUACCAAUGAAUUUAGAAUUGGUGAAUGAACAAUCAAUGAGUCAACAAUAUUUGACGAACCAACAACAUCCACAUGCAGAAAUUGAUACUGUUGUCAUACCUUCUCGGGGAAAUGAUUGUUUGAAUGAAACAGAGGACCAACUUAAUCAUGAAGGUUAUACACCAGUCAAAAUUGUAGCUGCAACUAUGUCUACUAUUUCAGAUGCAAGGAAUGAGUUACCGAUACAAUUGGUUUCUCCUAAACAAAAGGAACAAGAUGUUGACGUCGGAGAAACUAUGGAUACUGCUAAGACUAAUGAUGAUCAAGUUUCUCCAAAUGAUGAUGUUGUCAUGAAAGUAAGCUCAAUUAUCGAGGAACAUUUUUCUAAGGAUGAUGAGUUUAGAGUUUCAAAAUCGAAGCCCUCUCCUAGCAAUAAUAUUCCUUUGCCUCUUGCAUUUCAGACUCCUUCAAUGCCUUAUGAAGUGAAAACUUCUCAAAUAAUGGAAGAUUUUAGUUCUCCUUCUCUUGUCAUGCGGGAGCUUGAGCAACUGGUCUCCAAGAAGCAUUUGGAUUAUGAAAAUUUGUCUUUGUUGACUGAUUUUCUUGUUAAGCAUCCUUCGGUUAUUUUAAGGGACACUUCACUAAGUAACAGAUACAAGGGUUAUGCAUACAACUGCCUAGCUGAGCUAUUGAAAUUCCUCCAAACACAUAGUGUGUUGGAUGUGCUAGGUUCAUGCCACUUUGAAUUUGUUGAGAUAUUACAGGAUGUGCGCAGAUUUGGUUUUGAUAAGGAUUGGUUGGAUGGUGUCGAAAAGCGAGCUUUGUUUCCUGAUUUGCAAUUCUCUCAAGAUGCAUUGCUAACACUAUUGGAUUCCAAGAAACAGGUUACCAAGGAUGUUGAAGUGAUGCGUUCGAAGAUAGACAUUUUAACUCAACAUGUUGAAGAUCUUAAGCAUCAAUUGACCUCCUCUGAAGCUAUUUUGGAGAGUAUCAUUCAACAGGAGGCACAAGUUUUAGAAUCUAAGGCUGCUUUAAGUGCUCCUCUUGGCUAUUAGGCUAUUUUUCCAUGCAUUGUUUUACUGCUAUAUAUAGCUUUUGUUGUUAGAGCUUUUAUCCUUGAAUCUUGGGUAGUUUCUUCUUUUCUCAUUUGAAUUGGAAACUUUCUUAUUUUGUUUA